GGAAGGCACUGGGAAAUUUUUAUUGGAUUUUAUUUCUUGAUUUAAAGAAAGACAAAAACCCCAAACCUGUCCUAGACUAAUAAAAAACCUAAAAGGGGCAGGGCUCGGGAGCCCCCAGGCACCCCCGGCACGGGGGAGUGCGUGUGUGGUGUGCGUGUGUGCGGGGGGCCCCCCGCCGCCCCCCGCCGCACCGCACCGCAGCGUGCGGGCGCUGAGCGCGAUGCGCCCCGGGCUGAGCUCUGCGGAAUAGCGCUGCCGCCGCUCGCCGUCCGCGGGCUGGGGGCGGACGGACCCGACCGCUGGCAAUCCCCUAUUGAUGUCCAUGAAUGCAAACACCAUGAUUUUCAUGAUCCUGGGCGCCUCUGUCGUUAUGAGUUGACCAGAUGCCUUGGUUGUGGGCUCUUACAGGCAAUAGCUUGCUUGAUGGACAUGAAUGCGUUGCUGGACAGAUUCCACAAUUACAUCCUACCGCACCUCAGAGGGGAGGACCGAGUUUGUCACUGCAACUGUGGAAGGCAUCACGUCCACUACGUUAUUCCAUAUGAUGGGGAUCAGUCAGUGGUGGACUCCUCGGAGAACUACUUUGUGACUGACAAUGUAACCAAGCAAGAGAUUGAUCUGAUGCUGGGACUUUUGCUGGGCUUUUGUAUAAGCUGGUUUCUGGUGUGGAUGGAUGGGGUCCUGCACUACGCCGUGCGAGCCUGGAGGACCAGCCGACGGUAUGACAACUCCUGGUCUUGGAUCCCCAAGUUCUGUAACUUGAAGGAGCUGAGGAAACGGCACCACCGGCAGUACGAGGAGGCGACUGGCAACAUGGUGCACAUCAAACAGAAGCUGUACCACAAUGGGCACCCCAGCCCACGGCACCUCUGAGGAAUGCCCUCCCCCUCCAGGGACUGCAGCCAGCUGCUACAGAUGAGGACUUCUGCUCUUCUUUGCUGGUUUGCUCCUGCGUGGAAGCCAGCUGAGGACACCACUUGGCUGACCCCAGCCUCUCUGUGUGUGCUCUGUGUGUGUGUGCCCCCUGUGGGCAAGCCACCAUGCACCUCUAUGCCAGUCCUGGAUGCUAGGGGCAGCCAAGACAUUGCACUGUGGUCCACAUUUUAUUGUCAGACUUGUGUAUAUAUGUAAAAACAAACCCACCCCAAAACCUCCAAACCCAACCCCCCAACCCCCAGACAAACAACAGGAAAAAACAACAACAACAACAAAAAAAAAGAGAGAGAUUUGCAUUAUACUUUCAACCCCCCCCCCCCUCCUUUUCCUGCCAUCCCUGCACAUCCAGCUGCCCUCCAGGGAAUGCUGGCCAGGGGUAUGGAAGUGGGACAAGAAGAAGAAGAUGCAGAGAAUGUCUCCUCCAAGAGCUGGAGUUCCCUUCCCCA
This is a messenger RNA of Pogoniulus pusillus (Red-fronted tinkerbird), 1382 nucleotides long. RefSeq names its product transmembrane protein 240 (gene TMEM240). The record is from RefSeq and is a predicted model, not a curated record. The coding region runs from base 424 to 873 and encodes 149 amino acids. Lineage: Eukaryota; Metazoa; Chordata; Aves; Piciformes; Lybiidae. The transcript is spliced from 4 exons. Gene Ontology annotation, cellular component: synaptic membrane.